AAUCAUACCCGUUUCUUUUGCAAUUGAACAACAGAUAUGGAGGAGCGCCGAAGAUUCACCACUGCGUAUUUGGCAUCUUCGGGAAAUGAACACAGUGACGCGGAAGUGGAGCAGCUACUCGUCAACGUCGAGAAAUACACGCUUGCCAAUCAUAUGUUUUGGGGCUUAUGGGGAAUCAUCUCGGGUCAUGUAAACAAGAUAGAGUUCAACUACUUGGAGUAUGCGCGGCAGAGGAUUCAACAAUACUGGUUAACUAAGCCCUUGCUGCUGGGUUAUUCACAAAUCCAACCAUAGAUUUGUUUAGUUUACGUUCUACUGUAAACCUACACCGUUAUCGCUAUGUUACUUGGACUCGUGUGUUAAAGUUUAAUCUACUUGCCCAAUUCUUUUCGCUCUUUUAUAUAUAUACACAC
Molecule: messenger RNA, 413 nt
Organism: Hibiscus syriacus
Lineage: Eukaryota; Viridiplantae; Streptophyta; Magnoliopsida; Malvales; Malvaceae
Product: probable choline kinase 1
Exons: 3
Coding region: 37-294 (85 amino acids)
Biological process (GO): phosphatidylethanolamine biosynthetic process; phosphatidylcholine biosynthetic process
Cellular component (GO): cytoplasm
Molecular function (GO): ethanolamine kinase activity; choline kinase activity
Source: RefSeq, a predicted model, not a curated record